AUGGGUGUAAAAAGCAAGUCUAAACAAUCAAUAAAGAAUGUGCCGGUCACGAAGAAAGCAGCGUUAAAGAAAACGAACGCCAAUGUCGAAGAAGACGACGAUAUGCUGGACAGUGAGGUGGAAGACGACGACGAACUGAUGGAGCUAGAGGAUGAUGAAUCGAUUGCGCCGGAUGAUGAUGAUUCCGAUGACGAGGAGAUGGAGGAAAGCAAGCCCCAAAAACAGGCUAAACAGUCGAAAAAGUCACAGAAACAGGCAAAGACGAAUGGAACGAAAAAGACGCCGGAACUAAAUCUGAAACCGAAGGAACCACUCUCGGCUCGGUUGGAGCGAACUGUUUGCGUGAAGCAUCUGAAAGCUACCCAUACCGAUGCUGAUAUAGCAAAAUUCUUUGCCAGCGUCGGCAAAUGUACCCUAACGAAGCGCGUACUAAGCAAGGGACUGGCGAUGGUCCUGCUGGACAGUGCAAAGCAGGUAGAGAAAGCAUUAGCUCUGAAUGGGAAAACACUAGGCGGGCAUGCCAUUAUUGUGGAACGAUCAAAGUUUGUUGGUUCGGAUGCGAAACUUAAGGAGAAGAAAAAGCUUCGAACAAAGAAGCAAAAGCUGGCGCGCCGCAAGAAGGCCAAACAAGAUAAGGAUCCGGAUCAAAAUGAAAAGUCAGGAAAAAAGCAAGUAACCGGUGAAGGACAGAAAAACAAAAAAGACACGAAGGAAGGCAAAAAGCAAAAGAAAGUAGUAGAACCAGCAGCUCAAAAGAGUAAACCCGAUAAGAAGCUAUCGAGCAGCAAUGAGAACGGCAAGAAAAAGAAGGACAAAAAAGCAAAAUAA
This is a messenger RNA of Anopheles maculipalpis, 828 nucleotides long. Its product is annotated as nucleolin-like. NCBI's taxonomy places the organism in Eukaryota, Metazoa, Arthropoda, Insecta, Diptera, Culicidae. Gene Ontology annotation, biological process: mRNA processing. Gene Ontology annotation, cellular component: nucleus. The transcript has a single exon. Bases 1 to 828 code for a protein of 275 amino acids. Gene Ontology annotation, molecular function: RNA binding. The record is from RefSeq and is a predicted model, not a curated record.